GGUGAUCUUGAUUUCUUAGUGGACUGAUUUUGAUUCUUGACGUGGACAUCCUUAGACAUGUUGGCUCUACCGACAGAAUGCAAAACGCAUGAAAGCUCACACAGAAAAAUUAAAACAUACACAAUGAAAUUACGCAGUCAGCAAAAAGAAACAAGUAAUUCCAAAAGAAAACUUGAUCCUGAGGGAGUCUCGGAUUUUGCAUAUAGAGGAAAUGCAAAAAAAGGCAAAUACACUGUUGAAAAAUGUUUCAAACAACUUCUCGUAUCCUUUGCAUUCGGUCCACCAGAGUUGAAUCGACUAUCAUUCGUUGCAAAACGAUUAAAACAUUUGAUGAAUCUCAUCAAAAGUGAAAUUCCUAGACAGUUGGAUCUAGUCAAUCGAUUUUUACUUUGUCAUCAUUCCAAUCUUCAAACGAAAGAUGUUUGUCUUCUUAGUUUUGAUUCGAUUCCUAAUGAGGAGAUGAGUGGAGAUGCAUCUGAGUUAACGGAAACUGUCGUAGUUUGUUACGUUGAAGAGAAUCUAGUGAAAGAAAAGAAAACAAGAGAAUUUAUGCAACAUUUGUACUCCAGUACUUCAAAGGAGAAUUUCUUUCUCAUUCAUAAUCUGCCUGGACACCUAAAAUUGGAGAAUAUUCUAAAAGAUUGGAAAAUGGAUGUCGACAAAAACCAUCUAAUCAAACACAACUUGGAGAAAUCAAUGAUCUUCAAACAAAUGUAUCGAUCACUAGACGGAGUAGUCGAAUCUGUUAUGGCAGCUCUGCAAGACCUUCCGGAGGGAAGCAUUAAAGAAAAUGCAAUGAAAAAAUUUGCAUGUAUUAAAGAAAAAUUAAGAGAAAACCAUACGCCUGUGCUUUCGAAAGAAUGCAAAGGACUCCUACAAUGUGGCCAAGACAUUGGUAUCAUUGCCUACAGAACAGACGGUAAAAGCCUUACAGUCUACACGAGUCAGCCUGAAACAAGGGCUCUAAAUGCAAAAUUGAAAGAAUUGGAACAGAUCUGUUCACCAUUGUCGUUGCGACAUUUCAAUGUUCAAACUCCAAUUUUCAGAAAACAUUCUUUAAUGGCCGGGUCUAAACUCGUGAACAUGAGAUCUGACUUUUUGGGAACACUUGGUUUAUUCGCAAAGAAAGUCAAAGAUGGUGUAGAAAAGGAUGUUGCCAUUACGUCCGCCCACGUAAUUUGGGAAGGAUGUACUGCAAAUAGUGAAAUGAAUGGAGAGGACGUUGAAAUAGGGACCUGUACAUGGCCACCGAAACCAAGCGAUGAACACUUCCAUGCAAGAAUAAAAGAUUUGGCUCUUGUCCAGUUAAACCCGGGAAUGUCGGAAAAUAUUUCAACUUCAAGAGAAAUAUUCCUUUAUGUUGAUUCAAAAGAGGAGCUUGCUUAUCGAUGCGUUUAUAAACAUGGAUGUUCAACUGGCAAAAGUGAAGGAGACAUCGACCUUCCAGUGUUCGACAUGUAUGGAAAUAACGUAAUGGUCAUCACUCGUGAAAAUCAAGAAAAGUUUUCCGAACCCGGGGAUAGCGGUGCGCUUGUGCUAACGGAGCAAGGAAACAAAUUGUAUGCACUUGGUUUAAUUUUUGGCGAUGACUUAAAUCUCAGAGAAAGUGACCCACAAUUUCCGGAAAACGCUUCAUUUGCUAUAUAUUUGGAUGAAGCGAUUCGCAGAUUUGAAAGAGUGUCUGAUAAUGAAAGAAUAACACUGCAUCGAUAUUGAUCUCAGACCAGACCAUGAUUAUCUUUUCCUCAUUAUUCACGAAGUUAAGUGCAAUAAUGAAGCCCUAUUCGAUUUCUAUUUAUUUGAUUUUCCUUUAAAGGGGGUUACAAUUCAACAGCAACUAAGCUCUUCAUGAAGCAAAUAUAUUUUUGGAUACAGGCAACUGAAAAACU
This is a messenger RNA of Saccostrea cuccullata (small rock oyster), 1889 nucleotides long. RefSeq lists its product as uncharacterized. The coding region runs from base 58 to 1716 and encodes 552 amino acids. The record is from RefSeq and is a predicted model, not a curated record. Lineage: Eukaryota; Metazoa; Mollusca; Bivalvia; Ostreida; Ostreidae. The transcript is spliced from 7 exons.